Molecule: messenger RNA, 2421 nt
Organism: Nannizzia gypsea CBS 118893
Lineage: Eukaryota; Fungi; Ascomycota; Eurotiomycetes; Onygenales; Arthrodermataceae
Product: phosphoribosylamine-glycine ligase
Exons: 3
Coding region: 1-2421 (806 amino acids)
Biological process (GO): 'de novo' IMP biosynthetic process; adenine biosynthetic process
Cellular component (GO): cytosol
Molecular function (GO): phosphoribosylamine-glycine ligase activity; ATP binding; phosphoribosylformylglycinamidine cyclo-ligase activity
Source: RefSeq, a predicted model, not a curated record
AUGCUCCAGGAAAAGCUUCGCGUCCUUGUUGUUGGAAGCGGUGGGCGUGAGCAUGCAUAUGCAUGGAAGCUGAGCCACUCCCCCUUGGUAGAGAAGGUCUUUUGUGCCCCUGGAAACGGUGGGACAGAUGGAGGAGCUUCUUCAAAGAUAUCAAAUAUCUCAGUCAAAGGAGAUGAUUACCCGGGACUGGUAGCGUUCUCCAAAGAGAACGGAGUCAACCUUGUUGUCCCUGGUCCUGAGGCUCCCCUUGUUGAUGGCAUUCAAGGAUAUUUCCAGGCUGUUGGCAUCAGAUGUUUUGGACCUUCCAAGGCUGCUGCCCGUAUGGAAGGUUCUAAAGCCUUCUCAAAGGACUUUAUGCAACGUCACAACAUUCCAACGGCUCGAUAUGGAAACUUUACCGAUUAUAAGGCCGCCUGUCAAUAUCUUGACUCUGCCAACUAUGAUGUUGUUAUCAAGGCUAGUGGUCUCGCCGCUGGUAAAGGUGUCAUUAUUCCUCAAAACAAAGAGGAAGCGCUUAUGGCCCUGAAAGAAAUCAUGGUGGACCACCAGUUUGGAGAUGCAGGCAAUGAAGUCGUAAUCGAGGAAUAUCUUGAAGGAGAUGAGCUCAGUAUUCUUACCUUUUCAGACGGUUACACCAUCCGGUCGUUGCCCCCUGCCCAGGAUCACAAGAGGGUCUUUGAUGGUGACCAGGGCCCCAAUACCGGUGGUAUGGGGUGCUAUGCCCCUACCCGAAUCGCCUCUAAUGCAGUUAUCGAGACCAUUGACAAAACCAUUGUGCUACCUACUAUAGAUGGAAUGAGGAAGGAAGGCACACCGUUUAUUGGUAUACUGUUCACCGGCUUAAUGAUGACCAAGAAUGGACCCAAGGUACUAGAGUACAACGUCAGAGGAGGGGACCCAGAGACCCAAACGUUACUACCACUCUUGAGUGAUGACACGGAUUUAGCCGAAGUUAUGGUUGCCUGCACAGAACAUUGGCUUGACGGAGUAACUCUUAAAGUGGAGCCUAAAUCGUCCGCCACCGUUAUUGCUGUGGCAGAGGGCUACCCCGGAUCUUACGCCAAAGGGAGAGAUAUUACACUCGACAAGACUGCAGACAACACCUUGAUCUUCCACGCGGGAACCACGCUUGCAGACGGCAAGCUCAAAACCUCUGGCGGCCGUGUCAUUGCUUCCACUGCAACAGCAAGCACUCUUGAAGAUGCCGUAAAGGCAUCCUACUCUGGCAUCUCCGCGAUUCAUUUUGAUGGCAUGCAUUACAGAAAGGACAUUGCACACCGCGCGUUUAAGCCGUCGUCGAAGACAUUAACUACUCAAGAAUCACUAACUUAUGCCUCAGCGGGUGUCUCCAUAGAUGCUGGUAAUGAGCUUGUCAACCAAAUUAAGGCUAACGUUGCCCGAACCCGCCGCCCUGGAUCUGACGCCAUCAUCGGUGGGUUUGGAGGAGCUUUCUCACUAGCAUCAUGCAAGUCUGGCUUCCAUGAAUCAUCUCCAACUCUCAUUGGAGCCAUUGAUGGAGUUGGCACUAAGCUUAAGAUUGCGCAUGAAAUGGGUAUCCACAACACAGUCGGCAUUGAUCUUGUUGCUAUGAAUGUCAACGACUUAGUGGUACAAGGUGCCGAGCCCCUUAUGUUCCUUGACUGCUAUAGCUGCGGGAAACUCGAGGUCGAAGUUGCCGCUGCUUUUGUUGCUGGCGUUGCAGACGGAUGCGUGGAAUCCGGUUGUGCUUUAGUUGGAGGUGAAACCGCGGAAAUGCCUGGUCUUUUCACCGACAACAGUUAUGACGCUGCUGGAGCCGCCAUUGGUGCCAUCGACACCUCUAAGAACCGUCUACUUCCAGACAUGGACGCAAUGAAGCCUGGUGACGUCUUGCUUGGUAUUGGCAGCAGUGGGCCACAUUCAAACGGUUUCUCACUCAUCAGGAAGAUUGUUGAGAAGUCGGGACUGUCGUAUCAAGACCCUGCACCAUUCAAGAUGGGCAAAGAAUGCGCGAACUUGGGCGCAGCUCUGCUUACUCCAACACGCAUUUACGUCAAGCCACUGCUUGCUGCUAUCGCCAAGUUCCCCCAGGGAGCAAUCAAGGGUAUGGCGCAUAUCACAGGCGGCGGUCUGGUUGAGAACAUACCUCGUGUUCUGCCCAAGGGCCUUCAGGCCGACAUUGACAUUUCAUCCUGGCCACUACCCGAAGUCUUCAAGUGGUUGAAAAAGACCGGCAAUGUGGCAGGAUCAGAGAUGGCGAGGGCAUUCAACAACGGUAUCGGCAUGGUUGUUGUGGUGGACGAGUCCGAAUCUGCUAAUAUCAAGAAGUACCUUGAAGAGCUGCAUGAGACCGUCUUUGUUAUCGGAAAGUUGGCUGCGAAGGCCGAUGGAGAUGAUAAGGGAUGUGUGCUUAGGAACUUGCAGGUCUGGGACGAAUGCUAA